Molecule: messenger RNA, 1775 nt
Organism: Salvelinus namaycush (lake trout)
Lineage: Eukaryota; Metazoa; Chordata; Actinopteri; Salmoniformes; Salmonidae
Product: flotillin-1-like
Exons: 12
Coding region: 306-1586 (426 amino acids)
Biological process (GO): positive regulation of cell-cell adhesion mediated by cadherin; protein localization to plasma membrane; positive regulation of endocytosis
Cellular component (GO): plasma membrane
Source: RefSeq, a predicted model, not a curated record
UACAGUAGGCAAGAUAACAAGUAUUUGUUUCUUGUUUGUGGUUGUUAUGGACCUCGCUAGCGUAAUGUAAACGUUGGAUUUUCAACCAGCAAGCAUAAACUAGCUAAUUUGGUUGAGGCGGGGGCAUCGAGUAGCAAGUUAGGUAGCUACGUACUUGACAGUGUGGUCAGACUUUGCUGUGAUGAGAUAAAUAUAAUAUUUGCUGUGGUUAUUGAGGGGUGAUGCCGGGAGACAGAAUAGGGAGGAUCAGUAUGGGUGACAGAAUCGACUAGAGCACACGGCUAUGCUCUUAGGUCUAAAUCAAGAUGUUCUACACAUGUGGACCCAAUGAAGCCAUGGUGGUGUCUGGCUUUGGUCGUUCCCCUCCUCUAAUGAUCGCUGGAGGUAGAGUGUUUGUCCUCCCCUGUAUUCAACAGAUCCAGAGGAUCACUCUGAACAUCCUGACUCUGAAUGUGAAGAGUGAUAAGGUGUACACCCGUCAUGGAGUGCCCAUCUCUGUCACUGGCAUCGCCCAAGUGAAGAUCCAGGGUCAGAACAAGGAGAUGCUGGCCACGGCCUGUCAGAUGUUCAUGGGGAAGUCUGAGGCUGAGGUCUCCAACAUCGCCCUGGAAACACUGGAGGGGCACCAGAGGGCCAUCAUCGCCCAUCUGACUGUUGAGGAGAUCUACCAGGACCGUAAGAAGUUCUCUGAGCAGGUGUUCAAGGUGGCCUCCUCUGACCUGGUCAACAUGGGCAUCGGCGUGGUCAGCUACACACUCAAAGACGUUCACGACGACCAGGACUACCUCACCUCCCUGGGUAAAGCUAGGACAGCUCAGGUGCAGAAGGAUGCCAGGAUCGGAGAGGCUCAGUACAAACGAGACGCGGUGAUCCGUGAGGCCCAGGCCAUGCAGGAGAAGGUGUCGGCCCAGUAUCUGAAUGAGAUCGAGAUGGCCAAAGCCCAGAGAGACUACGAGCUGAAGAAGGCCUCCUAUGACUACGAGGUCAACACCAAGAAGGCAGAGUCUGAGAUGGCCUAUCAGCUGCAGGUGGCGAAGACGAAGCAGCGGAUUGAGGAGGAGACGAUGCAGGUGAAGGUGGUGGAGAGGUCUCAGCAGAUCAUGCUCCAGGAGCAGGAGAUCACCCGCAAGGAGAUGGAGCUGGAGGCCAAGGUGAAGAAGCCUGCUGAGGCAGAGAGAUACCGUCUGGAGAGACUGGCUGAGGCUGAACGUGCACAGCUCAUCAUGGAGGCUGAGGCAGAGGCAGAGUCCAUCAGAAUGAGGGGCGAUGCUGAGGCGUUUGCUCUGGAGGCUAAGGGUCGUGCCGAGGCAGAGCAGAUGGCUAAGAAGGCUGAGGCCUUUAAACAGUACGGGGAGGGAGCCAUGGUGGACAUGCUGCUGGAGAAACUACCACUGAUAGCAGAGGAGAUCAGCAGGCCCCUCUCCAUGGCUCAGAAGGUUACCAUGGUUUCCAGCGGCGGGGGUGAGGUGGGCGCGGCCAAGCUGACCGGAGAGGUUCUGAACAUCAUGACCAGACUACCAGCUGCUGUGGAGAAACUCACUGGAAUCAGCAUCUCACAGGUUGGCCUGUCCGCCCGAAUGGGCUGAGAUUGGAGCCCAGUGACUGAGACAGUCUGCACCGUCAGACCAGGAACUCCAUACUGCCUCCUUGUGCCUAUAAUUACUAUUACCUAGUGUAGUUGUCUGCAUGCCUGUCUGCAGGCCUGUCUGUCUGCAUGCCUGUCUGUCUGCAUGCCUGUCUGUCUGCAUGCCUGUCUGCAUUCCUGUCUGUCUGCC